CCGGCCCUCGCUCCGAGCGCUCUGUCCGGCGCGGCCCUCCCCCCGCGGCCGCCAGCCACGGCCUUGGCGGUGAAUGAAAGGCUGAGCCUCCGGGAGCCGGGUGCAAGCGACGCAGCGACGCCGGCCUCCCGGGAGGCGCCUGCCGAGCUGAGAUGUACGGUGUGUGUGGCUGCUGCGGCGCCCUACGCCCAAGGUACAAAAGGCUGGUUGACAACAUCUUCCCUGAGGACCCAGAGGAUGGCCUGGUGAAGACCAACAUGGAGAAGCUGACCUUCUACGCCCUUUCAGCUCCAGAAAAGCUAGAUCGUAUUGGUGCCUACCUCUCUGAGAGGCUCAUCCGUGAUGUGGGUCGUCAUCGAUAUGGGUAUGUGUGCAUUGCCAUGGAGGCGCUGGACCAGCUGCUCAUGGCCUGCCACUGCCAGAGCAUCAACCUCUUUGUGGAGAGUUUCCUCAAGAUGGUGGCCAAGCUGCUGGAGUCAGAGAAGCCCAACCUGCAGAUCCUCGGUACCAACUCGUUUGUGAAGUUUGCCAACAUUGAGGAGGACACCCCGUCUUAUCAUCGGAGCUACGAUUUCUUUGUGUCCCGGUUCAGUGAAAUGUGCCAUUCCAGCCACGACGACUUGGAAAUCAAGACCAAAAUCCGAAUGUCGGGCAUCAAAGGUCUGCAAGGGGUGGUGAGGAAGACGGUAAAUGAUGAGCUGCAGGCCAACAUCUGGGACCCACAGCAUAUGGACAAGAUUGUCCCCUCACUGCUUUUCAACCUGCAGCAUGUGGAGGAGGCAGAGAGCCGGUCCCCCUCGCCCCUGCAAGCCCCAGAGAAGGAAAAGGAAAACCCUGCCGAGCUGGCCGAGAGGUGUCUUCGGGAGCUGCUGGGCCGGGCUGCCUUUGGCAACAUCAAAAACGCCAUCAAGCCUGUUCUCAUCCAUCUGGAUAACCACUGUCUCUGGGAACCCAAGGUGUUCGCCAUCCGUUGCUUUAAAAUCAUCAUGUACUCAAUUCAGCCGCAGCACUCCCACCUGGUUAUCCAGCAGCUCCUGAGCCAUCUGGAUGCCAACAGCCGCAGUGCAGCCACCGUGCGGGCGGGCAUCGUGGAGGUCCUGUCUGAAGCUGCCAUCAUCGCUGCCACUGGCUCUGUCGGGCCCACGGUGCUGGAGAUGUUCAACACUCUGCUGAGGCAGCUGCGGCUCAGCAUCGACUACGCGCUGACCGGGAGCUAUGAUGGGGCCAUCAGCCUCGGUGCCAAGACCAUCAAGGAGCACGAGGAGCGCAUGUUCCAGGAGGCUGUCAUCAAGACCAUAGGCUCCUUUGCCAGCACGCUGCCCACGUACCAACGCUCCGAGGUGAUCCUCUUCAUCAUGAGCAAGGUCCCGCUGCCCUCCCUGCACCACCCCAUGGAGCCGGGGAGGACGGGGGAGAACAGGAACCGACUGACCCAGAUCAUGCUGCUGAAAUCCCUCCUUAAGGUAUCCACAGGCUUCCAGUGCAGCAACAUGAUGUCCGCCCUGCCCAGCAACUUCCUGGACCGCCUUCUCUCCACUGCCCUCAUGGAGGACGCAGAAAUCCGUCUCUUUGUUCUAGAGAUUCUCAUUAGUUUCAUUGAUCGUCAUGGCAACUGCCACAAGUUUUCUACCAUCAGUACCUUGAGCGACAUCUCUGUCCUGAAGCUGAAGGUGGACAAGUGCUCCCGACAGGACACGGUCUUCAUGAAGAAGCACUCCCAGCAGCUCUACAGACACAUCUACCUGAGCUGUAAGGAAGAGACAAACAUGCAGAAGCACUACAAGGCCCUCUACAGCUUGCUGGCACUCAUCAGCAUUGAACUGGCCAACGAGGAGGUAGUGGUGGACCUCAUUCGCCUGGUGCUGGCUGUUCAGGACGUGGCCCAGGUCAAUGAAGAGAACUUGCCAGUGUACAACCGCUGUGCCCUCUACGCUCUGGGUGCAGCAUACCUGAACCUCAUCAGCCAGCUCACAACAGUGCCUGCCUUCUGCCAGCACAUCCGUGAGGUAAUCGAAGCACGGAAGAAGGAGGCCCCAUACAUGCUCCCUGAGGAUGUGUUUGUGGAGAGGCCCAGGCUGUCUCAAAACCUUGAUGGAGUGGUGACGGAGUUCCUCUUCCGCCAGAGCAAGAUCAGCGAAGUCCUGGGGGGUAGUGGCUACAAUUCAGACAGGCUCUGCAUGCCCUACAUUCCUCAGCUGACAGAUGAAGAUCGUUUAUCCAAGAGGAAGAGCAUUGGAGAGACCAUUUCCCUGCAGGUGGAGGUGGAAUCAAGGAACAGCCCAGAGAAAGAGGAGCGAGUACCUGCCGAGGAGAUCACCUAUGAGACUCUCAAGAAGGCUAUUGUGGACAGCGUGGCCGUUGAGGAGCAGGAGCGAGAACGGCGGCGACAGGUGGUGGAGAAGUUCCAGAAGGCCCCCUUUGAGGAGAUUGCAGCACACUGUGGGGCCCGGGCAUCACUGCUGCAGAGCAAGCUCAAUCAGAUCUUUGAAAUUACCAUCCGGCCCCCGCCGAGCCCAUCGGGGACCAUCACCGCAGCCUACGGUCAGCCUCAGAACCACUCCAUCCCUGUCUACGAGAUGAAGUUUCCUGAUCUGUGCGUCUACUAAAUUCCAAGAGACUGUGCUCCUGGGAAGGAUGGGGCCUGAGGAAGGGGCAUGCCCUCACCCCCGCCCCUGUGAUGUGGAAAUCUAACUGGAUCUUAGAGAAAAAUGGUGCCUUGGAUGGCAGCACCUUCCUAGCUAAGCCAAGGUCCAUAUUUCAGGCCUUCUCGUGUUCCCUCUUGGCCCUCCUGCCUCCUCCUCAUCUUCCCCAAGGGAGAUUCAGCUGCCUGCCCCUCAAUAAGAAUCUCAUCUGUACCCUUUGUCUCCUCUUUGGUAUCAGCCAGAGGCAGAGAAUCCUGGGAGGUGCCUCCACAGAGAGGCUGAGGGACCUAAGAAGCCCCCACUUAGUAUAGUAAGUGAAGGGCUUUCACUGGGAGUGGGACUACAGGGACACAUCUGCCAUCUCCAGAGAAGGGACUGGGAGGAGAAGGGCUCAGGAACUAGGUGGGGACAUAGUGAAAGGAAGCCAUGGAGUACAAUCUGGAAGAACAGAGGAAAGCUUCUCUUGUAAUGAGGUGACAACGUCAAAAGCUGGAAGAUGGGGUUGUUACUCCCAUUCCGAGCAUUCCCCUCCCUCAGUCCCCAUUUGAGGGCCUAAAGUCCCCUAGUCAUCAGUGUUUCUUCCAUUCUCUUGCUCACCCUGCUAGUUGUCUGUUUAUAUUCCUUCCUAUUAUUAAACAACAUUGAGCCCUCAUAGCAGGAGCAAGGGGUAGAGACACCAUGGGGGUAGAAAGGGUGAAAUGAAGGGUGAG
Messenger RNA from Trichechus manatus latirostris (Florida manatee), 3352 nucleotides. It is a transcript of the gene EFR3B, whose product is annotated as EFR3 homolog B. Gene Ontology annotation, cellular component: plasma membrane. The record is from RefSeq and is a predicted model, not a curated record. NCBI's taxonomy places the organism in Eukaryota, Metazoa, Chordata, Mammalia, Sirenia, Trichechidae. Gene Ontology annotation, biological process: protein localization to plasma membrane. The transcript has 23 exons. The coding region runs from base 153 to 2606 and encodes 817 amino acids.